UAUAUUGUCAUUAUGGCCUGGCCAGUCAUUGAUAGGGCAAAGGAAAAAUGCACACAGCAACUACCACCACACAUCUUCCUUAUCAUCUUUCACCAGCAGAGAACAAACCCACUUCCAAACUAACCCAGAAAACAAUCCUAGACCUCCUAAACUCCAAAUGCAAUGCUUCGUUUCAAUAUCUCAAGCAAAUCCAUGCUGUGAUAUUAAGGAGUGGCCACUUUGAAGACCAUUAUGUAUCUGGUACCUUACUCAAAUGUUAUGCCAAUCCUCAUUUUAAAAACAUUGACUUGGCCUUUACAGUUUUUGAUCAUGUCCCGAAGCCUAAUGUUUUUGUGUAUAACAUUAUUAUUAAGGCUUGCUUAGACAAUGAUGAACCAUUUAAGGCUAUAUGUUUUUACUACAAGAUGGUGGCUGCAAAUGCUAGGCCUAAUAAGUUUACUUAUCCGUCACUGUUGAAGGCUUGUGGGGUUGCAACAGCAGCUAAAGAAGGCGUGCAAUUGCAUGGUCAUGUGAUUAAACAAGGGCUUACUGGAGAUGUGCAUAUAAGAAGUGCUGGGAUUCAAAUGUAUGCAACUUUGGGUCACAUGGCAGCAGCAAGGAGAAUGUUAGAUGAGGAUGGAGAAUCAGAUGUUAUUUGUUUCAAUGCAAUGAUUGAUGGGUAUUAUAAGUUUGGAGAUGUAGAUUCAGCUAAAGAAUUGUUUGAAAAAAUGGAGGAUAGAAGUGUUGGUUCUUGGAAUGUAAUGGUGUCUGGUUUGGCUAAAAAUGGGAUGGUUAAAGAAGCAAGGGAGUUGUUUAAUGAUAUGAGAGAAAAGGAUGAGAUUUCUUGGAGUAGUAUGAUUGAUGGUUAUAUAAAAGGUGGGAAUUAUAAGGAGGCAUUAGAAGUAUUUAAUGUAAUGCAAGAAGAGAAAAUUAGGCCAAAGAAAUUUGUUUUGUCAAGUGUGCUGGCUGCUUGUGCUAACCUGGGUGCUCUUGAUCAAGGAAGAUGGAUUCAUGCAUAUGUUAAGAAGAAUCCUAUGUAUUUGGAUGCAGUCUUAGGCACUGCUUUAGUAGAUAUGUAUGCGAAAUGUGGGCGGCUUGACAUGGCUUGGGAUGUUUUUGAGACAAUGAAAGAGAAAGAAGUCUUCACUUGGAAUGCCAUGAUUUGUGGGCUAGCUAUGCAUGGUAGAGCAGAAGAUGCAAUUAAGCUUUUUCUCAAGAUGCAAAAGGAGAAGGUUAGGUCGAACGAGAUAACCUUUGUAGGUCUAUUGAAUGCUUGUGCACAUAAAGGAAUGGUAGAUGAAGGUCUAAACAUAUUGGAUUCUAUGGAGAAAGAGUACGAUAUUGUCCCUCAGAUGGAGCACUAUGGUUGUGUUGUCGAUCUCCUGGGAAGAGCAGGGCUAUUGGCAGACGCAGAGGAGUUUAUAUUUUCAAUGCCAAUUGAACCAAAUGCUGCUGUUUGGGGAGCACUAUUAGGUGCUUGUAGAAUACAUGGAAAUGCAGAAUUAGGUGAAAGAGUAGGGAAGAUUUUGCUCCAAUUAGAGCCUCAAAAUAGCGGUCGGUAUGCAUUAUUAUCAAACAUCUAUGCAAAGGCUGGAAGAUGGGAUGACGCUGCAAACGUGAGGAAACUCAUGAAGGAAAGAGGAGUCAAGACCACUCCUGGAACUAGCAUGAUUGAUUUAGGUGGUGUUAUUCAUGAAUUUAAAAUGGGCGACGGUUCGCACCCAAAUAUGAAGGAAAUCUACUUGAUGCUGAAAAAUAUGAUUCAGAAGCUUGAGAUGGUAGGCUAUUCGCCCAAUACUUCUCAGGUUUUGUUUGAUAUUGAAGAGGAAGAGAAGGAAACUGCACUUCAUUACCAUAGUGAAAAGCUCGCAAUUGCUUUUGGAUUGAUCAGCACAAAUCCAGGAACGACAAUCCGCAUCGUGAAGAAUCUAAGGAUGUGUGAAGACUGCCAUUCUGCUGUCAAGCUUAUCUCUCAAGUGUACAGUAGAGAAAUUAUUGUGAGGGAUCGUGCUCGUUACCAUCAUUUCAGGAAUGGAACAUGUUCUUGCAAGGAGUUCUGGUGAUUCCUGGAAGUAGAAGGGAACUAAGACUGUCGAUGCAGGAGGAAGGCAUACUGAUAACAAAGUUUUACUUCAAUGAGUAAAGAAGAAUCUGUCUUGAAUAAAUUCCAUUCUCCUACAGGAUGUUUAGAGAAGAUGUUGACGUCAAGAGCUUAUUCAAGAAACCUGAAGUUUUGACAUCUUGAUAUGCCAGACUUGAAAAAAGAACUAGCUCUAGUACAAGCCAGAAAAAGCAGGAAAUUGCAGCAGUAUGCAGGUGUAAUAUUCUGCAGUUAAGGAAACUGCAUAUUGCUCCAACUUGCAAGUAUCAAAUAGAACAAGUUUAGCUAAUCUCUUUUUGUCUAGGGUUCCAAAUUUUCUUGAAAUACAGCACCAAUUAACAUAA
This is a messenger RNA of Ricinus communis (castor bean), 2424 nucleotides long. Its product is annotated as pentatricopeptide repeat-containing protein At5g66520. NCBI's taxonomy places the organism in Eukaryota, Viridiplantae, Streptophyta, Magnoliopsida, Malpighiales, Euphorbiaceae. The transcript has a single exon. Gene Ontology annotation, biological process: RNA modification. The coding region runs from base 48 to 2042 and encodes 664 amino acids. Gene Ontology annotation, molecular function: zinc ion binding; protein binding; RNA binding. The record is from RefSeq and is a predicted model, not a curated record.